Molecule: messenger RNA, 2157 nt
Organism: Anopheles bellator
Lineage: Eukaryota; Metazoa; Arthropoda; Insecta; Diptera; Culicidae
Gene: Non1
Product: nucleolar GTP-binding protein 1
Exons: 4
Coding region: 93-2051 (652 amino acids)
Biological process (GO): ribosomal large subunit biogenesis
Cellular component (GO): nucleolus
Molecular function (GO): GTPase activity; GTP binding; RNA binding
Source: RefSeq, a predicted model, not a curated record
AUUCCUCACCGCGUGUUUUCCCGGUGUUGGAACGGUGCUUGUGUUGAAUUUUUCGUAUUUUCGGGGAAAAUCGCACGCACAAACUCGCCAAAAUGAGUUUGUACAACUUCAAAAAGAUCAUGGUGGUGCCACCAGCAAAGGCCUUCAUCGAUAUUAUGCUAUCGAAAACACAACGGAAAACACCGACCGUUGUCCACAAGCACUACAAAAUCAGUCGGAUCCGUGCGUUCUAUAUGCGCAAGGUGAAGUACACGCAGCAGAACUUUCACGAUCGGCUGACGCAGAUUAUCCAGGACUUUCCGAAGCUAGACGAUGUCCACCCGUUCUAUGCCGAUCUGAUGAACGUGUUGUACGACAAGGACCACUACAAGCUGGCGCUGGGCCAGCUGAACACCGCCCGACACUUGAUCGAUACUGUGGCCAAGGAUUACGUACGAUUGCUCAAGUUUGGUGAUUCACUUUAUCGCUGCAAACAGCUAAAGAAAGUCGCCCUCGGUCGAAUGGCGACGAUCAUGAAGCGUCAGGCAUCGAACCUUACCUACCUCGAGGAAGUACGUCAACAUCUGUCCCGUCUGCCGUCGAUCGACCCGUACACACGCACGAUCAUCGUGUGCGGGUUCCCGAACGUUGGCAAAUCGAGCUUCCUAAACAAGGUGACACGGGCCGAUGUGGACGUCCAGCCGUAUGCGUUCACGACCAAAAGUUUGUACGUGGGCCACAUGGACUACAAGUAUCUGCGCUGGCAGGUGAUCGACACGCCCGGAAUUCUCGACCAUCCGCUCGAAGAACGUAACGUGAUCGAGAUGCAGGCCAUCACGGCGAUGGCCCAUCUGAGGGCUUGCAUCAUGUACGUGAUGGACGUGUCGGAGCAGUGUGGCCACUCGAUCGCCGAACAGGCCCAUCUCUUCGACAGCAUCAAACCCCUGUUCGCCAAUAAGCCGCUCGUGCUGGUGCUAAACAAAACAGACAUUUUAAAGUUCGAUGAACUGGAACCCGAAAAGCGCAGCAUUAUCGAGGGCUUGUCCGAAGAUCGGGAGCUGAUUCCGAUCCUGGAGAUGUCGACCGCUACCGAGGAGGGUGUGAUGGAGGUGAAAAUGGAAGCGUGCGAGAGGCUUUUGGGCUAUCGGGUCGACCAGAAGUUGAAAACGAAAAAGCUCGAAGGACUGCUGAAUCGGUUGCACGUGGCGUUGCCGGAAAAGCGGGACACCAAGGAGCGCCCUGCUUGCAUUCCGGAGGCGGUACUGGCGGCGCGUGCUGCCAAUGCCGAUAAGAUCGCCAAACGGCAGAGGAAGCUGGAGAAGGAGAUCGAGGCGGAGCAGGGCGACGAUUACACGCUGGAUCUGCAGAAGAACUACACGACUAUCGCCGAGGAAGAACGGUACGAUGUGAUCCCGGAGUUCCUGAACGGAGUCAACAUAGCGGACUAUAUCGAUCCGGAUAUCUUCGAGAAACUGGAGGAACUGGAGCGCGAAGAAGGUCUGCGGCUCGAGUCGGGAUUGUACGAUCCGCCGCCACUCAAUCUCGACGAAACGUUGCUCGAGAUUCGCGAGAUGGCCAAGCAGAUCCGGCUGAAGCGCUUCCUGCUAAAGGAUGCCAAGAAGCUGACGAUGAAGAGUGGCCGCCCGAUCAUGCCUCGACACAAGCAGGCAAUGGUGCGCGACCGCAAGUCGGACAAUCUGCGCAAAACGAUGGAAAACCUCGGCGUGGACAUGUCUGGUACGGAGCAGUCGAACUUUACCAAGAGCGAGGUGUCGCUGCGGCGCAGUUUGGUACCGUCGGUCGGUGGCCCGAAAACACCGAAGAAGGACCGCGAGUCGUCGGCGAUCGUCAAGGCAACGGGACAGCUGCUCAAGCGCCGAACACCCGGCCACGAGCUUGGCAUCAAAGACGUUAUGGUUAAAGCAAAGGCAAAGGUUAUGGCAAAGCACGACAUUGCGAAGCGCGUUACGAAAAUGUCCCGCAAAGGUGAAGCCGAUCGUCACAUACCGGACCUCAAACCGAAGCAUCUGUUUGCUGGUAAGCGUGGCACCGGCAAAACGGACCGUCGUUAGGCGACUGUUUGGAACGUUUAAGCUGCCGUCGGAGACUUGGGCGAAAUAUGUUUACUUCUUUUUCACGGAAAUAUAUAAAUUUUAUUUGAAUCGCAAUCACAUUCAA